Molecule: messenger RNA, 601 nt
Organism: Cinara cedri
Lineage: Eukaryota; Metazoa; Arthropoda; Insecta; Hemiptera; Aphididae
Source: the annotation of a GenBank genome assembly
AUGGUGAGCCUCUACGUGAAAUCUCUAAAUGGAGGAUCGAACUGGAAAUUAAAAGCAGCUGACAAAGAGAAUUGGUGGAUUGGAUACGUGACGGGAUCAUCCGGUCGGUAUGGAUGUAUGACCCUAGUAACUGAUAACUCAAACAAUAAGAAGAAGAAGGUAAGUGUACAAUUCUUUAGAAAAUAAACGCAAAGUAACCGCGCAGUCGUUAUACUGCGGACAUAUUACAAUAUUUAUAAUUAUUAAUGUUCCAAAUUUGAAAGCAAAUAGCUUUUUUGUUUUGAAAACAUGAUACAAAGAUAAUUCUUAUGUAAAAAUGUAUUUAAAUUUCAAUUAUUUCAUAACAAAACAACAUUAGUACCUAGGUAUAUAUUGGUUGUUUACUAUAUUAUAAAUUAUCGCAGUUUGUACAGGACGGCCUCACCGGACGCGAAGGGGAGCGAUAUAAACUCCUACAAAGUUUUGUAAUUUCCUACAUAUAGCUAGACAUAGUGUAAUCUAUAGAUCUUAUUAUCUUUAGAUAAUGUGCUCUGCUAUGUGGAUAUCGUCGCCUCCUACCGCAGGCUUUUAUCAAAUUAAUGAAUGUUUGGAAAAAAAUUAA